This is a messenger RNA of Girardinichthys multiradiatus, 6130 nucleotides long. Its product is annotated as potassium voltage-gated channel subfamily A member 2. The transcript has 2 exons. Gene Ontology annotation, biological process: protein homooligomerization; potassium ion transmembrane transport. Gene Ontology annotation, cellular component: voltage-gated potassium channel complex; membrane; axon terminus. NCBI's taxonomy places the organism in Eukaryota, Metazoa, Chordata, Actinopteri, Cyprinodontiformes, Goodeidae. The record is from RefSeq and is a predicted model, not a curated record. Gene Ontology annotation, molecular function: protein binding; delayed rectifier potassium channel activity. Bases 884 to 2380 code for a protein of 498 amino acids.
GUGCGCAUGGGGCGCUGGCUUAGUAAAAUUGCAUAAUCUUCAAACCCACUAUGACUUUCAUGCAUGUCGUUUCAAGUCAGUGUCUGCAGACGCCGUUCUGCCCACUGUGUAGACUAAAAGGUGGUUCAGCAGCAUCUCCGUGCACCAAGCGUUGGGGCUUUAUUGCAGCUGAUCUGUGGAAUCUUAUAGAAAUGCUGGUUUAUGUGGCGCAAAUCUGCCAAAUAAAUAAAUAAAUAAAUACAUUUAUCUGGGUGACGCAAAACAGAAAUAAGACUCGUUAUUGAGGACGUUAUCUAUAGGUGUCUACCAGAGACAGAGGCUACCUUCGCAGCCACCGGCUCGAACUCGGAGAGUCGCUCCGGUGCGGAGGAAAGAAGAAGAUCAUUUUGCUGAUCCCAGCACUUUCGGUUAAUAAGGGAAGCACCAACACCUCCUUGGACGUCUUCCUCCGCCCUUUUUUUUUUUUUUUUUUGCCAAUCUUAACCUCACGGCACCCUACCCGGAGGAAAAGAGUCGGGGAGGAGAAAGCGAGGACACACCCGCACAUACUGUACGCGGUGUACACAGCAAGGAUGCUGCAGACAACAUGAGGUGAAUAUCAUCGACUGUUCAAAUUGGAAAUCUGUUUUCCCCCACCUGCACUGGAGACUGGAGAACCGGUUGCCGCAGCCGGUCAUAGCCAUCCACCUCCCUGACACCAGCGGGAGCAUCCAGCCUCACCCAGAGAGGAAAAAGAUGUCUGUAGUCAGAUCCUAGGUGAUCAUCUUCUGGCCUUCAGGUCUUUACUCUGUUGAGUCCCCACCCUCUCCUGGAGCCCACCUGCAGUUCUCCAGGCUGCAGGACCCAGACGUCCUAAAAGGUGCAGGCCUCCUUGCCCUGCAGAAUGACUGUUGCCACAGGCGACCCCUCUGACGAGGCAGCUGCACACCCAGGGCACCCCCUGGACUACGACCCAGAGGCCGACCAUGAAUGCUGUGAGAGGGUGGUCAUUAACAUCUCAGGGCUGCGCUUUGAGACACAACUCAAAACCCUCUCUCAGUUCCCAGAAACUCUGCUGGGGGACCCCAAAAAGAGGAUGCGCUACUUUGACCCGCUAAGGAACGAAUACUUUUUUGACAGAAACAGACCAAGCUUUGAUGCCAUAUUAUAUUAUUACCAAUCAGGAGGCCGAUUGAGAAGGCCAGUCAAUGUCACUCUUGAUAUUUUUUCUGAGGAAAUUCGCUUUUAUGAGCUCGGUGAGGAGGCCAUUGAGAUGUUCAGAGAAGAUGAAGGUUUCAUCAAGGAGGAGGAAAGGCCUCUUCCUGACAAUGAGUUCCAGAGACAGGUGUGGCUUCUCUUUGAGUACCCAGAGAGCUCAGGUCCUGCUAGGAUUAUUGCCAUAAUUUCUGUCAUGGUCAUCCUGAUAUCUAUUGUUAGUUUCUGCUUGGAGACUCUUCCCAUAUUCCGCAAUGAUGAGGACGAAUUGCACAAGUCCCAUGCUCAAAUUUUUUCACCUGAGACCAACUCUACAAUAAUUAGUUACACAUCCACCUACUUCACCGACCCCUUCUUUGUCCUUGAAACUCUCUGCAUUAUAUGGUUCUCCUUUGAAUUUUUAGUGCGCUUCUUUGCCUGCCCAAGCAAAGCAGGCUUUUUUGGUAACAUAAUGAACAUUAUUGAUAUUGUUGCCAUCAUUCCUUACUUCAUCACUCUUGGUACCGAGCUGGCAGACAGGGCAGAGGAUGGUCAGCCAGGUCAGCAAGCCAUGUCUUUAGCCAUUCUCAGGGUCAUCCGCUUGGUACGAGUCUUCAGAAUCUUUAAACUGUCCCGUCACUCCAAGGGGCUUCAGAUUUUAGGUCAGACCCUUAAAGCCAGUAUGAGAGAGCUCGGCCUCCUCAUUUUUUUCCUCUUUAUAGGGGUUAUCCUGUUUUCCAGUGCAGUUUACUUUGCUGAAGCAGAUGAGCCUGAAUCACAGUUUGAGAGCAUCCCAGAUGCAUUUUGGUGGGCUGUGGUGUCCAUGACAACAGUCGGCUAUGGUGAUAUGGUCCCGACAACAAUUGGUGGCAAGAUUGUGGGCUCCCUCUGUGCCAUUGCAGGUGUGCUUACCAUUGCCUUGCCGGUGCCUGUCAUUGUGUCCAACUUCAACUACUUCUAUCAUCGUGAGACUGAAGGAGAAGAGCAGGCUCAGUAUCUCCAGGUCAAUGUGCCCAAAACGGAUUCAGUGGAGGAGCUAAAGAAGAGCCGGAGCGGCUCCACCAUCAGUAAAUCAGACUACAUGGAGAUUCAGGAGGCUGUCAACAACAGCAAUGAGGACUUUCAGGAGGAGAACCUUAAGACAGCAAACUGCACACUCGACAACACAAACUAUGUAAACAUCACCAAGAUGCUCACAGAUGUGUAGUCUGCAUAUUUUUCCUCCAGUUACGGUGGGAAAUAUAAAACUGUACAACUGGAUGGGACAACAAAUACCUAUAUCCUCCUACCACACGUGAUUGAAAAAUCAAGGCAAUAUAAUACAGAAUGUCAGUGAUGAUGAUUGAGAGAUAUUCCAAAUGCAAUUUCUUCCCUUUGCACCAAUCAAGUCUCCACUUUUCAUAAUGUUCUCUUUAAAACUCCUAAAAAAAUUCUGAGGUUCUAAAUUUUUAAUUUGUGCAUGGAGUUGUCCUUGUCUGAUCAGCUGCUAGAAAAAAACACAAUACCUAAAAAUGUCCUGCUCAACACUGUAGCCAACAGUUGCACACACAGAAAAGAAACAAAAGUAAACACAAACUUCACGCUUUUGAACCCUGCCCUUUUAUCCGUCAUUUACCAGAGCACGCAUCUCUCGCUUUCUGAAGAGCUAGUUGUGUACUACAUAUGCUGCUCUUUGGAGCUAAUGGUACAAAACUGUCUUGUGCUUCAGCAUUUAGAGCUAAUGGUAUGUGUGAGCCAAGCCGGCACUAAAGCUAAUAUGGCUUGUGGGUGACUUAUAACGAGGCUGGUGGUUAAGUACACCAAGUUAUUAGAAGGAUGAAUGACAGCCAACAGCUCUAAGCUUAUGGUUUGACACCCUUUCCUCUUGUAGACAUCAGUAUCUGAUGAAUGACUGACAAUGGCCUUGAAUCUUCACUGCUUUGGUCUUAUAUGUACUCUGUAUUGCAAUGCAAGAUUUCCCACCUCCAUUCACCCAUACUGGUCUUACUGCAAAGCUUUGAGACAUCUUGAAUGUUUCUUCUUGUUUAGUAUUUCACUGUUUCACUCUUACAGUGCUUAUCCAUUUAGAUAGGUAGCUUAACUGUGACUUAACUGAUAUCCAAUAUGUAGGUAGGAAGAAUUAUAGUCAGUAGAUUACUGCAUGACAUUUUUAUCUCAAAGAGAAGUUCCACUUGUUUCUUAACUGCCACUUGCUUCACCUGGCCAAUGUAUAUUUGUUUGUACACUGCCUUCUAUACAAAUCCACACUUUUAAAAGGAUGCCUGCAGGUAGCUAUUGACCUAAAACUAAGUCUGAGAACUUUUGAUUGAUUAAUAAUGUAAUUUUCUACACAUAACAAGAUGCGUAUCAAUAUAUACAUUCCAUCCAGAAGUUACUGCUGUUCAAAUUGUGCCACGGCGCUGCAAACUGAGCUGUGAUUAAGGAUGUAAACUCAUCCUCUGCUUUUGGAUAUAAAUCUCUGCCUCAGUGAUCAAAGUCCUGCUGCUGUGUCUGUUUCACGGGUUCAUCCAAUCGUGUCCUCGUUAUCAAAAUAGCAACUAUUAAGGAGUUGUGUGUUGAAAAAAAGAUGCUUUUCCUGCCUUUUGUCUGUGUUCACCUAGUGUUGCAUGACCUUAAAACAUUUCUAGCAUGCAUGUAAGCUAAAGCAGGAAGCAUCUAAGAGAAUAAAACAAAAUAUUGCAAUAGAUACAUUUAUUUCUUAUAUGUAAAACAAUGUAUCUUUAUAGGCAAAUCACAUAUACAGCACACAUAUGCUUUUAUUAGAGAUCUUAAAACCCUCAAGAGUAAGUGUGAGCUUUUCCACAAUGUGCAACUCAUAUUGUUAUUUUUAACAAUAUUAAUAAUUGUUCCUUUCAGAGUGCAAAGACAUGCUCUCAUUUGACAUCUUAAGAAGUUUUCUUGCCUGAGAACUGGCACAUGAUCUGUAUCUUAACCGAAACAUUUGUCUGCUUUGUUUCUAAACUGCCCUUGGUUGAUGUAGCUGUUCAACACCAGGUUGAUCUUUAAGCUGUAAACCCUAAACCGAGUUUUUUACGAUAAAGCUUUUACUAACAUUGGGUCGGUCACAAUAUAAGUGAAGUCUAACUGUCCCCUAAGACAUUUCUGAUGCCAGAAGAUCAUUAUAUGUUUAAAAGUUGGCCUUGGACAUGAAUUAAGCUCUGAGGUUGCAUAGAGCUAAGACUUUCCACAGUUCGCUCAACACUGCCAAGGUAACAGUCAAAGGCAGUAACAUCAAUAUGGGAGGUGAUAAUUAGCAGCAGUGUAGCAGACAUUGUCUGACCUAGUUAUGGUCUAUGGCAUGCCCCUGUCUCUUGCCUUUCUGCUUUUUCUCACGGAUGUCCAACACAGUCACAAAAGUUUAUUGCUAGGAGAAGGCGUGUAGCAAGAACUGUCUUGAUGAAUUCUGUAAAUGCAGGGUUUAUCUCCUUGUUGCUCGGGUUUCCUUUUGUCGUCACUACAGUCUCAACCUGCAGUAGCAAAAUGUUUCAAUGCCAUUGCUGCCAAUAUGUCCUCAGGAUGCAUCAUCCAACUGCCUGAUGUGAGGUCUCUUAAGUCGUUUCUGUCUAAACUGUGGGUUUUUAAAUAUUUUUUAUUUAAAUAAUUUCAUGGGUAGUUUAAGGUAAAAUGAGAUUUUAAAUAAUGACUAACUCAAGGUAGGGUAACAAUAAGUAGGUUUUUUUUAGCAACACACCCGAUCUACUUUGGUGGACCACAAUAUGUAAAAAGUGUAUGGUUCUUGAAUGAAAAACUUAUUUUAAUACACCUCAUCCAUUCAGUUGAGAUUUUUUCUCCCGGGUGCUGAUUUGGGUGUGUUAAUGCACAGCGAGCAGUAACGUACAUGUGUGACAGGGAAGGAGAAGAACUUCUGAAUGUCAGUAUCAUAGUCUGGUUCUACAGCUGCAUUUAUGCAACUGCCAUUUGCAUAUCUGUAUAUGUUGGGGAAAACUCACAGUCUGACCAAAAAUAUUUGUUUACGCAUUUAUGUAUCAUAUUUUUAUGCUUUCAUUUGUUUUUUGUUUAACACUUGAUAAAUGUUUGUACCUUGACAUUUAUCUUUAUUGUAAUAAGAGUGUUACUGUGUAUUAGCCCAACUCACUGUAGCAGCUCAUGCACUGGAGACUACAACAUGGUAGUUGAUCAUCCACAACUGUUUCUGCUUAUAGCACAAAAAAGAGUAGAGUUGACUUAAGGAAUAUUAUUUCUCACCCACUGAGGGACCCACCAGCAAAUUCCACUCCAUGAGCUGGAUGAACCGCAGUGAGAGAUCUAUGCAGAGAUUGAUUAUAAGCUGCUACUUUUUUUGAAAAUAGAAGGUUUCAGAACAGAUUUGAUUUAAUGUUUUAUCUGCCAUCAGUUCCAUGCUGGUUCAAAGAGCUGACCGAGCUUUUAAAAGGACCUGGAAGACAAAGCUGAAGCUUGAUAGCUGAAGGGGAAAUAUUAAUCGGCUGAGCUUUGGGCUUAUUUGAACUGCCAUGUCAGCUGUUUGCAGCAAGGUCCCCCGUUAUAACUCAACCAUACAAAGCAAGAUGAUCAAUAUGCAAACCAUGUGUAAGUGUAUGUUUGAGACUCUGUGUGCUUUCUUUUUCUGUUGAACCCAGAGGCUGAUGUGGCAUCCACUAAAACAAUAUGUACAGCUGUUCACCUCACCUCUGCUCUCCUGUAUCAUAGAGGCCUAAAACAUCCAACAAUGCUGAUACAGUGGAUAUGAUUUUUCUUUCUGUGAAAUGAAAUGUAGAACAAUAUUGUAAAUAAUCAUGAGGGAGAACGGAGAAAGAACACAUGUACUACAUAUUGUAUGUAACAUUUGGAUUCAAAAGUAGUAUUACCUGCACUUUACAACAAAAAGGACAAUCUAUGAACAAGAAAACAUGUAAAAUAAGAACCACGCAUACUUCCAAAUGAUCAUAACCAUGAAAAAGUAAUAUCAAUAAUGAAGCCAAUAAUUAUUCAACUGAAA